Molecule: messenger RNA, 2980 nt
Organism: Liolophura sinensis
Lineage: Eukaryota; Metazoa; Mollusca; Polyplacophora; Chitonida; Chitonidae
Product: protein aurora borealis-like
Exons: 12
Coding region: 275-2782 (835 amino acids)
Biological process (GO): activation of protein kinase activity; regulation of mitotic spindle organization; regulation of mitotic nuclear division
Cellular component (GO): nucleus; cytoplasm
Molecular function (GO): protein kinase binding
Source: RefSeq, a predicted model, not a curated record
GAACAGGCUGAAACUUGUUCCAGUUAUGACAAAAAUCAGAAUCAAUGUAGAUGUCAAAUGAAUAAUUGUAUUUUUAGGUUAUUCAGUUUGAUGGCGCUGGCUGCCUAAAUGUUUUUAUGAAUGGUAAUUCGUGUAAUGGCUGCGAGAGUCUGCUUUGGGACCCCAUGGUAACAACAACAACAUUCCAAUUCAAAGACGGCCUUGUCCAUUAUUUACGCCGUCCAGAUAUUGUGUCUCAUAUGUUGGAGAAGAUUUUUUCUUAAUACAGUGCAGGAUGACAAGCCCAUUGUCUGCUACACCAGAAUCGUCACGCUGGUCUGCGUUGACCUCCCAUACUGCUCCAAGGUCUGGCCACAGGCCAAUACAUGACAGUCCUCUUCUGCAAGGCUGUAAUGCUGGCUCAAGUCCGUUUAAGCACCACAGCACACCUCAGAAACUGGGCCUUCCAGCACCAGUGGAUGUUGGGAGCAAACUUACCCCCGUCAGAUACUAUGAAAGCAAGUUGUUGUCCACAAUCCGAAGUCCAUGUCAAAAGUCCUACACUCCAUUAUCUGCAACUCCUUGUGGAACAAGUCCUGCUUUUAAAACUCCAAUUCGCAUUAGUUCAACACACAGCCCACAUCCCACGCGAACACCUGUUGGAACAAAACUGCCAAAAUCUGCCAGCAAAUUCAUCACACCUCAGUCACAGAUUAUCAAUCCAUUUGAGGAUAGACUACUCUCGACAUAUCAUGGCUCUGUUCUGAGCCCAGGAGGUUUUGCUCUGACAGAUACUCCAGGUAGUGAGGAAAAGGGUUCAUUUCGAUGGACCAUAGAUCAGCUAGCUAUUUUACAUCCAGCUGAUAUUGAUGAAAUGUCCUGCGAAGACAGCCUUAGGACAAGAUUCGACAAAGAGGUUGAAGAAACAGCUCAACGAGCAAUAAGCGAUUUCUUUGCCAAGAACAGCAUUGUCCCUUCACCAUGGCAGGGGUCUGAUGGCAAGCCUGUGUAUGUUGCCAUGCCCAAAUCACCAAAUGGGGAGUGUGAUAAAACCUGUGAUAAUGGUACUACGAAACCCAAACAAUCUCAGGAUGCUGCAUGUCAAACUACUCUCACAUUGCCAAUGGACUUCGACCUGCAGAAAAUACUAGGGGAGUUCAUGACAUACCAAGGCUCAGAGGAAGAUGGUAACCCACAGGAAGCCUUGAGCACUUCAUCUCUCCGCAGAAAGCUCUUCUUUCAUGGUGAAUCCAGUCCAGCAUCCAGUCCAAUUGGAAAAGUGGAAGGAGUUGCAGUGCAGUGUGAUAGAAGUCCACGAGCAGUUCCUCUCAAACCUCUCCCACUAUCUCACACAGCACAUUCUGGCUCACCACAGUUUUCCUCUAGUCCCAUAACGAUGUCAAAAGGUGGACCAUUUUCACGAGUAUCUGAAGAAAUGGAUGUAAUUAUCUCCCCUGAGUUGUCCCCCAUUAACCUUCAGCAGAGCCCAGUCAGAAGGCCGUCAGACCAUGAUGGUAACCUGUGUGGGAGCUUUAUGUCCAGUCCUUUACCUCCACCAUCUUUCAUGCGGUCUGCUUUUCGCAGCCAGCACAAUGCCAUGGCCAGCCCAGAGUUGUCUCCUAUUGGUCCCAGACCUAAGUCACGCAGUCGACUCUCACUGGAUGUGUCCCCCAUUUGCUCACCUGUUGCCCAUGUUAAUGAUAUGCACAGCCCUCGGACGGCGCUGACAACACAGGAGAACACCCCCUCAGCCACAUCUCACCCCGUCAGCGUGUCAGUAGCUCUGUCCACACCUUCCACUGUGGGAACAUCCAAAGUUUCAGACAAUAGUGUUCUUGUUGGUGGAACAACUCUUGUGACCACACCCCAGUUUUGUGUCCCAUUGGAGACAAGUGAAAGCUGUGCAAAUCCAUUCUCUACUGAAACCGACGAGCCGCCUCAUGUGGGGGAAGCAUUCCAACACCCCCGCCUUGUCAUGUCAGAUAUCUCCAUGGAUGUCACCGGCAUGGAGACAGACUACGUGGCCCAUUCCACAGGCAAUCCUCUUAUAGCAAACCUGCCUGAUACUGAUGACAAAAGCUUGUGUUACCCAAUGUCCAGAGAGUGCUCCAUGGUGUUUGAGGAGACAACUCAACAGGGCAGUGUGGGAAAUGUGCCCACAAGUCAGCAUAGUCAGGAUACGGGCUACCAGACCUGCAGCUUACAGCUGACCGGUCAGGACACAGGAUUACACACGAACCUCACCCAGCAGUUUGGCUCACUACCCUUCAGAAGCUUCUCUGAGGCUGACUGCAUGGACGAGGGUAUAGAACAGGGAAAGCCCUUGCCAAAACCUGUCAUAUUCAAAGAGAAACUAGACACAAUCAACACAAGCAUGGUGAGUCGACAGUUGAGUUACCCUCCGUCCUGUAAGACGGCGUUCACACAGGAGAAAGUGGACUGUUUGCAAACUAAACAUUACAUGAAAACUGAGCUGGAAGGCUGUGCCCUGAUACAAGAAGGUCUCACAGAGGACCAGGUGAUAGCUAAAGCCCGGUAUCUCUUAGGGCAGACCGGGAGUGUGACAUCAGCCCUUUCCACCAAACCCAGUGGUGAACUCUUAGGGGUGUCUUCACAGCCAGACACUACAGUACCCCACCUAACCUGGCAACCCUCGUGCAGCUCUACACCUCAGAAAACAAACAGCUACAGCUCCAUAGCUCCAUCUCAGCCACCAAGUGAGGUUGCCAUGGCUAUCCUGAGAAGAGCAGAGAAGGAUUUAGUCAAGUACGGUAGUUUGGCUACGUCCACAGAAAGUGCAUAGAUAAAGAUCUCGCAAAAUGAAAAAAUAUACCAAAGAAUCAUGUUUUAAAUGUAACUCAUUAAAAAUUGCUCAUGAAUAUAAUAUCUGACAUACAGGCAUGGAUUGGUGUCUAAUUGUCAACAUGCUGACAGGAUUCAAAUGUUGUCACAGAUGAGAUGUUCAGAUUUUAUAGUGUCCAAGUUUCAUUGACAGCAUCAU